Molecule: messenger RNA, 1748 nt
Organism: Brassica oleracea var. oleracea
Lineage: Eukaryota; Viridiplantae; Streptophyta; Magnoliopsida; Brassicales; Brassicaceae
Product: DNA repair protein RAD51 homolog 3
Exons: 8
Coding region: 170-1213 (347 amino acids)
Biological process (GO): reciprocal meiotic recombination; DNA repair; meiotic DNA recombinase assembly
Cellular component (GO): Rad51C-XRCC3 complex; replication fork; Rad51B-Rad51C-Rad51D-XRCC2 complex
Molecular function (GO): ATP binding; ATP-dependent DNA damage sensor activity; crossover junction DNA endonuclease activity
Source: RefSeq, a predicted model, not a curated record
GGAGCAAUUUGACUGUAUUUUCACUUUUAGUAAACCAAUGGUUAAUCUCAUAUCCGGUUACUCCAAACCCUGUCCGGUUUGAUUUUGCUUAUUAAUGGCGCCAACACUCUCUUAAAGGCGGCGAAAAUCGCCGGCGAUUGAAGAAAGCUUUCACUCGCGACGAACCUUCAUGGAGACGUCGAGGCUACCGUUGUCGUCUUCGAUUAGAGGAAAGCUGAUAUCCGCCGGUUACACUUCUCUGUCGUCGAUUUCAUCCGUCUCCUCCACCGAUCUCGCUCGAGAUGUAAAUAUCACAGAUACUGAAGCAUUUGAGAUUCUGAAGAUGGCAAAUCAAAUCAGUGGAUCAAGCUCUUGCAAUGGAGGAAGCUCUUCUCUAGUAAAUGGAGCAAAGAAUGCUUGGGAUAUGCUUCAUGAGGAGGAAGCUUUGCCGCGCAUUACUACAUCUUGCUCUGAUCUUGAUAAGAUCUUGGGUGGUGGAAUCAGCUGCAGGGAUGUUACAGAGAUUGGUGGAGUACCUGGUAUUGGCAAGACUCAGAUUGGGAUACAGCUCUCUGUGAAUGUUCAGAUUCCUCGCGAGUUUGGUGGUCUUGGAGGAAAAGCGAUAUACAUCGAUACAGAAGGUAGCUUCAUGGUGGAGCGUGCUCUACAGAUAGCAGAAGCUUGUGUGGAGGACAUGGAAGAAUACACUGGAUACAUGCACAAACAUUUUGAAGCGAGUCAAGUGCAGAUGAAACCUAGAGAUAUCUUGGAGAACAUAUUCUACUUCCGUGUCUGCAGUUACACCGAGCAGAUCGCAUUGGUCAAUCAUCUCGACAAGUUCAUCUCCGAAAAUAAAGAUGUAAAAGUGGUAAUCGUAGACAGUAUCACGUUUCAUUUCCGUCAGGACUUUGAUGACUUAGCCCAGAGGACACGAGUGCUUAGCGAAAUGGCUUUGAAGUUUAUGAAGCUUGCCAAAAAGUUCUCUCUUGCUGUUGUGUUAUUAAACCAGGUGACCACAAAGUACACCGAAGGCUCGUUUCAGUUAGCCCUUGCGUUAGGUGAUAGCUGGUCUCAUUCGUGUACCAACAGAGUGAUUCUGUAUUGGAACGGUGAUGAGCGUUAUGCGUAUAUCGACAAGUCCCCUUCACUUCCUUCGGCUUCCGCUUCGUACACUGUAACUAGUAGAGGUCUAAGAAACUCCUCAUCAAGCAGCAAGCGUGUCAAGAUGAUGUAAAGACACAACGCGAGACAAGCACUUGGAAGAAGCUUUGUACGGUCUAAUUUACUGCGUGUGAAGAUAAUGGAAAGACACAAUAGAAGCACAUGACUACAUGAGUAAAGCUUUUCUACGGUCUAAUUUGCUGCGUGUCACGAUGAUGUAAAGACACAACACAAGCACGUGAGUAAGCUUUCUACGGUUUAGUUUUGAUUUUGAUUGAAGAGAGUGGUUUGACCGGUCAAUAUCAAAACCGGGAUAAGAGUUGGUGGAUUAGUGACUUAAAUGAUAAUAUAUUUCUUAAAUCUAAAGCAAAUUAUGUUCUGUUCUUCACCAACCCCUGGCUUUUGCUUUACACACCAACUCAUGUUGCACCUAUUCUCUUAUUUUGACUUUUAAAACACACAAAAAAAGUUGAAAGACGUAGAGGAUCAACGAACAAGACUGUGUUCUUUCUGAAUCCAGCGGUCAGCUUUCCUUUAGGUUGAUUUGUCCUUUAAAGAACACGAGGAGUUGGCGGGAUCUGAUUGGUUAUCUUUCUCUCAUUCUCAAU